AUCGCCUUCUUCACAAGCUUCAUUACGAAGAUUCUGCCGGUGCUUGUUCAUCUUCCUCGGAAUCGUAGCAGAGGAUAGCCCCGGCAUCUUCUGGUUAUAGAUUCUAUGCAAUAGGAUGGCUGAUAGGAACCAGCACCUGAGAGAAUCAAGGACUUCCUAUUUUCUAGUUAUUUGUGCUUCCUCCGUCUUCAUUUGAUCGAUAGAAGGGUUUUGGAUUUGAUUGCGAUAGGCGGUGUAGAUCCAGCGAGGAUGCCGUGCGUUAGGCCGGAUCCGGCGGACAAGGAUGCAGAGCCAUUCGAGGAGGUGGAUCCGACGGGGAGAUAUGGACGAUACGGGGAUCUGCUCGGUACUGGUGCGACAAAGAAGGUUUACAGAGGGUUUGAUCAGGAGGAGGGGAUUGAGGUGGCUUGGAAUCAGGUGAGAUUGCGCAGCUUCAACGAGGAUCCGCAGAUGCUCGACCGCCUGUUCUCGGAGGUGCGGCUUCUUCGUUCUCUGCGUCAUGAGAACAUCAUCGCUCUCUACAGCGUGUGGACAGACACCAAGGCUGGCACACUAAAUUUUAUCACCGAGGUCUGUACUUCUGGAAACCUCCGCGAGUAUCGCAAGAAGCAUCGCCAUGUUUCGUUCAACGCUUUAAAGAAGUGGAGCCGCCAGAUACUUGCCGGCCUCGAUUAUCUUCACAAACAUGACCCCUGCAUCAUUCAUCGUGAUCUUAAUUGCAGCAAUGUCUUCAUGAACGGAAAUUCUGGCACGCUUAAGAUUGGUGAUCUCGGACUCGCGGCCAUCGUUGGCAAAAGCCAUGCGGCGCACUCAAUUCUCGGAACCCCGGAGUUCAUGGCUCCCGAACUCUACGAAGAGAACUACACCGAACAAGUUGAUAUCUACUCCUUCGGUAUGUGCGUCUUAGAGAUGGUUACCCUCGAAAUCCCUUACAGUGAGUGCGACUCCGUCGCCAAGAUUUACCGCAAGGUCAGCGGCGGCGUCCCACCCGCCGCCCUCAGCCGCGUCCGCGACCCGGAAUUUCACGCCUUCAUCGAGCGCUGCCUGGGCAAGCCCCACGCCCGCCCUUCUGCCUCCGAGCUCCUCCGUGACCCCUUCUUCUCCAGCCUCAAUGCCCCGGCCGCCAGCCUCCACCCCCCAUACUCCCACGCCGGAGACCGUGCGCGCCAGAAUACGAUGGACCCCUCACCUUCUGCUGCCGCCUCCGCCGGGCUCGCAGGCCUGUGUUUCGCUGAGAAAGCCACGACGGCGACGCGUCACUGAAAUCUGCUUUGAAAUAUUAUCUAGUUAGUUAAUGAAUAACAAGGGAGGCAAUCUCCUCUUUGUUGAACUGGCUGAAAGCUGAUUUAAAUAUCUGCCCUUUUAUCUCAUAAAGUCAAAAAAAUAUCAUCCUGAAAAGGCAGAACUGUAAAUCAGCUACUAACAGCUUGUUUUAUUUUUUUUUCGGUUCCUUAAAUCGGCAAAUCUACCUGUAAUACUUUUUCUAUCUUCAACUGUAGAAAAAACCCGUAAUUUGGUGAGGGAAAUAGAGACUGAUUCAGAUAAAAAAAAAAUAUAUUUUUCCA
Molecule: messenger RNA, 1565 nt
Organism: Dendrobium catenatum
Lineage: Eukaryota; Viridiplantae; Streptophyta; Magnoliopsida; Asparagales; Orchidaceae
Product: probable serine/threonine-protein kinase WNK11
Exons: 4
Coding region: 250-1263 (337 amino acids)
Biological process (GO): intracellular signal transduction; protein phosphorylation
Cellular component (GO): cytoplasm
Molecular function (GO): protein serine/threonine kinase activity; ATP binding
Source: RefSeq, a predicted model, not a curated record